AAUUUCUUUCGGAGGUUCAGUUGUGUGCGUAGGAGCAGUGAGUGAGCAUGUGUUACUCUGACCUGGCGAUUGCCACCACUCGAGCCGAGUCCUUUUAUUUCUGUUUUCAUUAGUUUUCGCUAAGCGAUAGCAGGUCCUAUCAAACCGCUAUUGCUGCUAUCAAUAAUGCGCGAACGAAACCAAUGACGUCACCUGAGCAACCUUUGCCGAAGACAGCUCUAGAGAUCAGUGACUCAUUCAGACAGGCGCCGAAAUUUGAAUGAAAUAUCGGAGGAACGAUUGGACACGUGACCACGUAACAAUGUUGGCUGGUUACAAACGGAAGACGCGUCAAGAAAUCUUCGAGCGACAGUUGCGAUAAUAUGACACGAUACCUCGACGAUACUGUGCGCAGCUGCGAUCAGUAUAGCAAGAAAUGACGUUCAAGCUGAAUAGAAAAGAUAAAUGAGACAUUUCAAGUCAUUAAUAGGAUAUAUAUACGUAAAAUUUAUGGAAAUAUCUUUCGACAAAAUCGAGCAUGAUUAUAAGCAAUAACAGAAAAGUUAUAUGAAAAAAAAACUUUGUUUUGCACAAAAUAAAAUAGUUUUGGAUUUUAUGUCUGUAACGAGGGACAUCGAUUUAAGAGGUUAAAUAAGAAUUCUCCGCUUGUGUUAUGUGUAAUUUAGUUCAUUCGAGACCCUAAUCAGCAAAAAAAAUUGAAAAACUCUACAAUUCAAAUGAAACAAAACACAAGAGGCCAGGAACUUUCAUAACCAAGUUGCGACAAAUUCAACAGCCGUAAGUGAACAGUCAAAUAAAACAUUGUAAUAUUCAGAAAAAAAAAUGAUUAACGAACAAACAAAAGAUAAAUAAAAGCCGCACAGAAACUGACGUGGUUAACUAGCGUUAAUCAUCGCUCAAAAUGGGAUAAAACAGGAUGCUAACGAAGUCGAGGAUACGCGGUGUCGACAUUAGGCCGUUUGGCGGCAUCGGCGUCUAGAAAUCGAGCGAGUGUUUUCUUUUUUUUCUCUCUCUCUUUUAAUAAUGCUUUCGACAAACCCUGGCCAGUGUCUGAGUCAGCAGUGCGUGAGUGAGUGUCGAGUAGUGUUUGUUGCUGCAGAUGGCAUUUGACUGAGAAGAGCGUUUCUGAGAAUCAUUAAUAGCUGACGAUUAGGUACGGAUUUCUAUUAUUCGUCGUCAUGGGAUGGGAUGUUCGAGGGACCUGGCACUGACGCGAACACUGGUCUACAGUGAAGGUGUGAAAAGUACCUGGCGGCAUUAGGCCGGAUUUCGAGGAGCUUAACGUUCAACUUUGCAUAAUUUUGAUUUCCGAGCCGAACCCAAUGUGAACACUGGCGAGAUUUAACUUUGAACUCCAAGGAGACAUAACCUCGAACCUCACGAAAAUGCAGACUUCGAAAACUCAUCGAACCUCUAGUUGACCCUCUCCUCCGCCAUCGAAGACUCCAUUUUAGAAGAAAUCCUACCCUCUGGUCUGCCCUCUGUGGUGCUCAUUACCGCCGAUUGGCCACUGGAAAUAAACAUGACAAUAUCGCUGCAACUAUAACCAGAAUGGAACCGUACAGGACCACUAUUAGAGAUGACGCAUCGACGGCAGCCCUCUCGCUGGAGAUGCCCAAAACCUGCGACCUCUUCGCCACCGCCCUGCAGGGCCUCUGGUUGUGGGUCCUCUUCUUGGCAUUCCUCUUCAGGGGCCUGUGUGCCAGAUCUGCAGUGCCCAGACCGGCUUCCCUCCUUCCAGCGCACAACUGCAGAACAGUGGCAGCUCUGUGCAUCGCUCUGAUUCAGACGGCCAGCUUCGCGGACGUCCUCUGGAGGUUCCACAGGUCCUCCGACCCGCACGUCCUGCUGAUUCCUGCUGCAGGCCUCACGCUCGUCACCUCCUUGGCUACUGCCGGCUUCUACCACGCCACGGAGAAAUGGUGCGCCCCUGGGUACGUCUGGGUGUGCCUCUGGGUCUGGAUCUUCCAGGUGGCGCUGGGGAUGUGGAGGGUCUGGCAGAUCGCUCGAAGUGGGAUGCAGAUGAUUCUCGUGUAUCCCUGCUUGACCAUUGCCAACACGAUCACUGCUGCUUUUAUACUGUCUCUGGAUCUCUACACAGUUAUGUUGUGGACUUACCGCCAGCGCAGAUGCGAAGUGCUGGAAAUCACCCCGGGACUGGACGACGCAGCCACCCUGGGAAGUGCCCCUAGCGACGGAGACUCCACGGGUAAAGGAGAAGGAAACGCGGGUAAUACAAAUGCCUCUGGGGGCAUCACCUACGCCCACCCGAGGUGCUCGCUGGCCUCCAGAGCGACGUUCCUGUGGUUUCUGCGGGUCCUGAAGCUUGGCUGGAAGCGCCCUCUGGAAUUCACUGACCUCGGCAAGUUACCCAGAGAGGAGGAAGCCAACUAUCAGUACGAGAGAUUCCACAGAUGCUACAACGAGCAAAAGAUGAAAACCUCCGUCAGUCACACCCAACGACGCGAUGACGUCAGCCUCUGGCGGGUCUUCUUCGUCGUGUACUGGCGGGAGAUGCUGGCGGGAGGAAUCCUGAAGUUCCUGGGCGACAGCGUCAACUACGUAGGACCUCUGGCCAUCUCGGCCAUCGUCAUCUACGUCAGCAGCGUCCAGGAAGGGCAGCGCCGUCCCGAAGGAGUUGUUCGUGAUGGGUUGUACUACGUGGGGUGGCAGGAACUCAUGACUAACGGGUGGGUGGUGGCCUGCAUGGCCCUGGCGGCAUCUCUGGCCCAAUCUACCUUCAGCCAGGCCUCUACCCACCUGCUGGCCAUGGAGGGCAUCCACGUGAAGGCGGCUCUGCAGGGCAUGGUCUACCACAAGUCUCUCCGCCUGCCCUCCACCUCGGCAGCUGAGCCUAAUUCGCCCCAUGACGAAAGCGAAGAAGACACCAGGCAUAAGAGAGGAGGGAGCAACUCUUCUUCCUCCUCAUCCGGCGUAGGAGGAGGCCGGAACGCCUCCAGUUCCAACACCACCGCCACCACGACGACGAGUGGGCACGCAGGCACAGUCAUCAACCUGAGCUCCGAAGACGCCGAUAAUAUCAUGACCUUCUUCAUGCACUGCCACUACAUAUGGGCCAUUCCUUUGAAGAUUGUUGUGAUUUUGGUGCUGCUGUGGUUCCAGCUGGGCUUAGCGGCAGUCGUGGCUGCCGUUAUCGGCAUUCUGUGCCUGACGCCCUUGCAGUUCUUUCUGUGCAAGAACAUAGCCGCCGUCAACAAGAAUUUCCUGAGCGUGAGCGACGAACGCCUUCGUCAGACCCACGAAUUAGUGACGGGCGUCAAGCUGGUGAAACUGCACGCCUGGGAAAACGUGUUCGUCAAGAGAAUCACCAAAGUCCGAGAGAAGGAACUCGGCCUCUUGUACUGCGACUCUAUCCUCCGAGCCCUCAUGACCUUCUUGACGCAAGGAUCCGGAGUGGUGGUGUCCCUGGUAACCUUUGGUCUAUACUCCCCUCUGGAAGGCGUCGCCCUGGAGCCCUCCAGCGUCUUCUCGGGCCUGGCCCUCUUCCAGCAGCUCACUGUUCCCCUCUUCAUCUUGCCCAUCAUCGUGUCGCAUUCGAUCAGAGCUAAGAGCAGCGCACAGCGCCUCCGGGAGUUCUUCAGUCUGCCGGAAGUGGAGGGUCCCAAGACCCCCAGGACGUCCCUCAUAUUCAGCGGCCAAAAGGAGAGGCUGUCGAGAACUGGCAAAAGUCCGAGAAACUCGAAGGAUGAGAAAAUCCUCAAGGGGGCCAGGUUCACCCCCCUGGAGCAGCUCUUGGAGGACACCCGGCCGUCGUCAACGUAUUCGAACGCGUCGACGGACUCGGCUUGGUCUUGCAAAAGGGAUAAGGAAAACAGGAGAAUCUCGGCCUCCGGCGAGAUCUGCAGCAGCGAUUCGGAGGAGGAGAGAGAAUUCGAACGUUGGAAGAAGAGGAAGAGUGUGCUGGAGAAUGAGGGUCGCAGUGUUGCAGUCAGCAUCCAGGGAGGUUCCUUCACCUGGGACAACAGGAAAAAGCUGACUCUUCUGGACAAUGUCAACGUGUCUAUCCCUGCAGGAGGACUGACCGUGGUGAUUGGCAGCGUAGGAUCGGGGAAGACGUCCUUACUCCAAGCCCUCCUCGGGGAGAUGGUGACCUUGAAGGGCCAACUCAGGUGGACUGGGGAAAUGUCAGUAGCCUACGUCUCGCAGCAUCCUUGGCUCCUGAACGCCACCCUGAGGGAUAACAUCCUCUUCGGGCGUCGCCUCCUGGCGAAGAGGUACCAGAGGGUCCUGCAGGCCUGCGCCCUCAAGCCGGACAUCGAGAUACUGCCUGCGGGCGACCAAACCGAGAUCGGAGAGAGGGGCAUUAACCUGUCGGGUGGGCAGAGACAGCGAAUAGCCAUCGGGCGGGCACUGUACUCUGAUGCCCGAACAGUCAUCAUGGACUCGCCCUUCUCUGCCCUGGACAGGGGCGUGGCAGCUCAGGUGUGGGAGGAAGGCGUCCUGAAAUUGUUGCUUUCCCGCAGGAGGACGGUCAUACUUGCCACCCAUCUGACUCACCUCGCAAGACGUGCUGAUAAGGUGUUGUACCUUGAGGGAGGCAAGAUCAAAUACCAGGGGUCUCCUGCAGAGAUAGCAGCUUCUCUUCCUUCUUUCUGGAAGGAGUGGAUAGUCGACGAACCCCUGAGGACGUCGGAGAGAGGACACCUGGAGGGUAGGACUGCCAGGGAGCGAUGGAAAUUGCUGCGGACAGUGACAAGGAUCACCAUACAGAGAGCCUCCAUCUCCCGGGCCCUCAGGAGAGAGGGGAGAGAGGAGAGCAAGGAGCCUCACUACUGGGAGAGCCCUGUGAGACACUACAGCAUCAACCGACAUGUCAGUCACAACGCCCUGCUCCCAGGGGAUGAAUGUGAGUAUCUGCCUGCCCUUACACCUCCUCUCCCCAGGCACGCUUCCAUGAUGGAAAAGAAGCCCCUCUUCAGAAUCAAAUCGAGCGCUCCAGCCCUAGGCCGCAAAGGAUCUCAGCCACCCCAGAAGUGUCUUCCAAGACACGCCAAAAGUCUCCCUCCUCAGCCCAGGCCCCUACAGAGAAUGAGGUCGUCCCCAGCUGUAGUUCCCCAUGGCAACAUGCUGCAGAGGCUCUUCUCCAGUGCCUCCAUAAGGUCGAACAAGAAACCCAGCACUUCUGGCUCAGACAAGUGGCAUCUCGGCCGCAUCCUUACUUCCAACAGUAUAGGCGAGGACGACCUUGAGGAGGACCUAGAGCUCGAAGAAGAGGUUCCCUUAGCUGACGACGUGGAGAAUGGGAAACUUGUCUCUGAGGAGGAGAGGGAGAGAGGAAAGAUUUCCAAAUGGAAUUAUGUGGUCUACAUGAGAGCUUGCGGCUUAGGCUUAUGUUUGAGUUACCUGAUCUGUGCAUUUGCUGGACAAGGAGUAUCCGUGGGCUUAGACUUUUGGCUGGAAAAAUGGUCAGGGAGAGCUAAUGCCUGGAAUGCAACACACCAAGAUAACUGGAAAGAGCCCCAGUCUCUCCUGGGAAGGCAGACUCCUCGAGAGGAGAUAACUCAGAAUAUUUCAGAGCUUUACAGUGACUUUGUUAAGGAAACAAUGCACGAUCACUACCCCAUCUACGCGACCCUCUCCGUACUGAGCAUCUUCCUCUCGCUCUCCACGAACCUCCUGGGCCAAGUUGCAGCGGGGAAUGGGCGGAAGAAGAUCCAUCAGGAUAUGCUAAUGAACAUAGUAUCCUGCUCCAUCAGAUUCUUCGACGUGACGCCCGCUGGGCGCAUCAUGAACCGCUUCACCACCGACACUGCCAUGAUUGAUAAAGAAUUGGCGAGGUCUGUGACGCACCUCCUGUUCUUCGUGCUGUUGGUCACAUCUGCCGUCGUUGUCAACGCCAUCAUCACUCCCGUUUUCUUGGUUGUAGCUGUUCCCAUAUGCUUCAUUUACUAUUUCAUUCAGAAGUUCUUCCGGUGCUCUUCCAGAGAGUUAAAACGGCUGGAGAGCCUUUCCAGAUCGCCCCUGUACAGCCACCUGAGCGAGAGCGUCUGUGGAGCAACUGUCAUUCGAGCAUAUGGUGACCAGCAGAGAUUUGCCGACGUUUUCCUGCAUCGACUCGACACCCACGUCUUAGCCUUCACCUUGCUGCAUGCUGGAAACAGGUGGCUUGGUAUCAGCCUGGAUUACAUCGGCGGCAUCAUUGUCUUCUUGGCCACGCUGGCGUCCCUCCUGUGGUCGACUGUCUUUGGUGACCUGAGCCCCGCCAGAGUGGGCUUAGCAAUCAGCUACACGCUUCUGGUGCCCGUCUACCUGAACUGGGUUGUGAGGUUCCUAGCGGACACAGAGAUGUGCCUCAAUGCUGUCGAGAGGGUUCACCAAUACACAACCCUCGGGACAGAAGAAAGCCCUUAUGCUAAGCGUCGCCAUCGAUCACUCUCUCCUGCCAACAACCAACACUCCAGUGGCAUCAGCUCCAUCAGCUACCGUUCCACGAGGUCUGCCUCUUAUUCCACGCUGAAAACUUUCACUCUUCCCCAAGGGUGGCCUCUGGAGGGAAAGGUCGACUUCCAGAACGUGACCUUGACCUAUGACAGGACACUUGAGCCCGUCCUGACCGAACUCAACUUCUCUAUCCGAUCGGGGGAGAAGGUUGGUCUGUGUGGCCGCACAGGGAGCGGGAAAAGCUCACUGAUCUUGAGCCUGUAUCGCCUGGUGGAGUGCCUGAGGGGGAGGAUCCUCAUCGACGGAACAGACAUCCAGCACGUCCCCCUGGCGACGCUUCGGGGAUCCAUCUCCGUCAUACCGCAGGACACUCAUCUGUUUUGUGGGACUGUGAGGUUCAACUUAGAUCCACAAGAGCAGCAUCCAGACGAACACCUCUGGCAAGCCCUGGAAACGGCCCAGCUUAAAGCGUUGAUUUCGUCUAUGCCUAACGGCCUCAACAGCGAAGUAGCCGAAGGCGGCACUAAUUUCAGCGCGGGGCAAAGGCAGCUAUUCUGCGUCGCGAGGGCAAUCCUACGAAGGUCGUCGCUCCUCGUCCUCGACGAGGCCACCUCUGCCCUCGAUGCCAACACGGAAAGGGCCCUCCGCCAUGCCCUUGACACUUCCUUCUCUCGGGCGACUGUUAUCACCAUUGCUCACGGAGUGAACAGCCUACUUGAAUACCCAAGAGUUCUCGUCUUGGAAAACGGGAAGCUGGUCGAAGAUGGUGACCCGAAGGAACUAUCUAAGAAAGAAAACGGAGCCUUUGCCAAACUUCUCAAAGCAGCUAAUGAGCCUACGAAACCUUGAGAAUAACAACACUACCUAGGAAGAAUAUUUCCUACGCCUGAAAAUUGACUGCGUGUUCCAUAACGAACAUUACGCUUUACGUCUCUGUGAAUUACGUUUUCUGCCAAAAAAUCAUUUUUUCAUGAUGUUGGGACUUUCUAAGCUCGUAGAAUUGUGUUUACGAAGUGAGUCACAUUCUUACUUGGGAAAGUUUUCUUGAAGUAAAGAAUGACAAUGGUACAAAGAUCGUAAUAGUGAUUAGAUAUUUGGUGCUGAUAUUUGACUGACAGCUGAACGUCAUACAAAAAGUAUUUACCGUGUCAAUGGUUUAUAAUAAGGCAGUGCCUUAGUGAAGACAAACUCAAAUGAAGGACACACUUUGUGAAGUUUUCUCUGUUUGUAAAUAUGUAAAUAAUAUCUAAAGAGCUGUAUAUAUGGUUAUUGUAUUUGUAUUUCAACAUUACAAAUUCCUAGCUGUUUAACAAGAUCAGCUUUUAAAUUCCUGUGAUCUUACUGUUCAAAACAUGAUGGCAUUAUUGUAAUAUUUCAAAAGUUUCUAAAUGUUUCUGACAAACUGUGCUCUGCGGACUUCACUUGUUGUUGAUACCAUAGCGCCAGGUACACUGUUUUCUUUUGAUAAUUCAAUAAAAGGAAGACUCGAGAA
Macrobrachium nipponense is the source of this 7894-nucleotide messenger RNA. Its product is annotated as ATP-binding cassette sub-family C member 9-like. NCBI's taxonomy places the organism in Eukaryota, Metazoa, Arthropoda, Malacostraca, Decapoda, Palaemonidae. Bases 1552 to 7251 code for a protein of 1899 amino acids. Gene Ontology annotation, biological process: transmembrane transport. Gene Ontology annotation, molecular function: ATP binding; ABC-type transporter activity; ATP hydrolysis activity. The record is from RefSeq and is a predicted model, not a curated record. Gene Ontology annotation, cellular component: membrane. The transcript is spliced from 32 exons.